Molecule: messenger RNA, 1080 nt
Organism: Closterium sp. Naga37s-1
Lineage: Eukaryota; Viridiplantae; Streptophyta; Zygnematophyceae; Desmidiales; Closteriaceae
Source: the annotation of a GenBank genome assembly
AUGAAUCUGCCUCAUAUCGGAAACUUAAACAUGGAUUCAUGGCGUCGAGUGGGUGUAAUGUCCGUCCUUGCACCAUCCAGGCCGGCUCUGUUCCUGCUAGCGCCGCUCGCGCUGGCGCUUCUGGUGCUGCUGGCGGAACCCGCUUCGGGUUUUGAAGCCGACGCCCUUCCAGGCUGGCUUGGCGACACCUAUCGCUCCACGCCUGAUCCCAAGCCAGCAGCAGCUGAACCCGAACCUGGGCUGAACGAGCCUCGCAUUAUCCGGCUAUCGUGGAAACCAAGAGCGUGGAUCUACAAGCAGUUCCUGACACACGAGGAGUGCGAUCACAUUAUUGAGCUGGCGCGGCCCAACAUGACGCGCUCGGAAGUGGUGGCAGACAAUGGCACCGAAGAGAUAGACUCCAUUCGCACCAGCUACGGAACGUUCCUGGAAACUGCCCAGGAUGACGUGAUCAAGCGCAUUGAAGACCGCCUUGCUACCUGGACCUUCCUCCCCCCUGAGAACCAGGAGUCGAUGCAGGUGCUGCGGUAUGCAGUGGGGCAGAAGUAUGACUCGCAUCACGAUUUUUUCGAGGAGGACGAGAAGCAGCAGCAGGGGGGCCACCGCUACGCCACUGUGCUCAUGUACCUUACUGAUGGGUUCCGUGGGGGGGAGACCGUGUUUCCAGACUCGGAGAAGGACAAGCAAGAGAAGGAUGACACGUGGUCUGACUGUGGCAAGCAGGGUGUUGCAGCCAAGCCAGUGAAGGGCGACGCGCUGCUCUUCUUCUCCCUGAAACCCUCUGCCGAGCCCGACCUGGCCUCUCUCCACGCGGGCUGCCCCGUGCUGGCCGGGGAGAAGUGGUCCGCCACCAAGUGGAUCCACGUGCGCUCCUUCGAAGAAGAGGACGAGGAGGGGGUGGGGAACGCGGGCGGGAGUUCGUCUUCUUCUCACUCGCACCCGCCUGGUGCGUGUGUGGAUGAGAGUGAGCAUUGUGUUCCGUGGGCCAAGGCUGGGGAGUGUGAGAAGAACCCCGGGUAUAUGCACAGCAGCUGUGCUAGGAGCUGCGGUAAGUGCAGUGUACUUGCUGCUUCUGCUUGA